CCAUUCCAUCAUCUCAAUCAAAUAUUGAAUUGAGAGGAAAAGAAAGUAGCAUUUUGAAAUGAGUACUAUACUUUUUCAAACCGUAACAGUAUUAGUCUCGAUUAUAUCGAGUUCUGUAGCUCAAGCAGGAAAUAUUCCAGCGGUUAUAGCAUUUGGAGAUUCAAUACUCGAUACCGGCAACAACAAUGACCUUAGCACUUUAACUAAAGUCAAUUUCUAUCCGUAUGGAAGAGAUUUUGUAACUCGACAAGCCACUGGAAGAUUUGGCAAUGGAAGAAUUCCUACAGAUAUGAUCGCCGAAGGUUUGGGAGUAAAGAACAUUGUACCAGCUUAUCGUAGUUCAGAUCUUCAACCCAAUGAUAUCUUAACCGGUGUUAGUUUUGCUUCUGGUGGUUCUGGUUUAGAUCCAAUGACCGCACAAGUUCAGGGAGUUAUAUGGAUACCAGACCAAUUAAACGACUUCAAAGCUUACAUAGCAAAGCUAAACAGCAUUACUGAAGAUGAAGAGAAGACGAGAUCAAUCAUCUCUAAUGCAGUUUAUAUCAUUUCCGCUGGAAAUAACGAUCUUGGCAUCACAUUCGUCUCCAAUCCAGCUAGAAACACUCGAUAUACUGUCUUCUCCUACACCAACAUGAUGAUUUCAUGGACUCAAUCAUUCAUGCAGGAGUUAUAUAAUUUGGGAGCAAGAAAAUUUGCGAUUAUGGGAACGUUGCCUUUGGGUUGCUUACCAGGAGCAAGCAACGCUAUUGGAGGGAUAUGUCUAGAACCCGCAAACGCAGUCGCUAGACUCUUUAACCAGAAGCUAGCAAACGAAGUCAACAAUCUGAACUCAGUGCUACCAGGCUCUCGUUCCAUCUACAUUGACAUGUAUAAUCCUCUUCUUGAACUCGUCAUCAACCCACUAAGAUCAGGAUUUACGUGGUCAACUUGGCCUUGCUGUUGUUCUCCUGCGGCUCCGGUACCGUGUUUGGAUGCAUCUCGACAUGUGUUUUGGGACAUUGCUCACCCAACGGAGAAAGCUUAUCAAACUAUUAUCCCUCCGAUUAUUCAACAAAUCCAACAAAGCUUCGCUUGAUGUGGGUGUCUUCGUCUCAGCAAUUAAUCUAUUUUACGUGCUUGUAACAUAUUUAUUGUUCUUAUGACUGUUAAUGUUGCGUAUCUUAUCUAUGAAUAUAUCCAACUGUUUACAUAUUAAAAAAAAUCCAUCCUCUUCUACUAUAUGGAUGAUAUAUAUAUAUAUAUAUAUUUUUUUUUUUUGUCAACCAUGGAUGAAAUAUUAUGAUUGUUUAUGUGAACAUAUUAACAAUAGCAAACAACUUGCACCUCUCUUAUACUUCAUUGGCCUUCUUUUGCCAAGUAUCCUGCUCUUUUAUAAGCUUUCUGUUAACCUGAAACCCAAUGUUAAUAGCUUUGUAGCGUAAACAGUACGCACAACGUUACAUGUCACGCAUGGAACAAUGAUCGAAAGAUAACAAGGCAGAGAGUCUCUUACUUUUAGUUAAGAUAAGGUCGUUAUUAUGGUUUUUUUUCUUGUAGUAAUGGGCUUCAAAAAUAAUUGCUUUGUGCCAUUAAAUAUUCUCUUCGAUUUUUGGGGACUUUUAAAAGGUUAAGACAAAAAAAAAA
Molecule: messenger RNA, 1623 nt
Organism: Brassica rapa (field mustard)
Lineage: Eukaryota; Viridiplantae; Streptophyta; Magnoliopsida; Brassicales; Brassicaceae
Product: GDSL esterase/lipase At5g63170
Biological process (GO): lipid metabolic process
Cellular component (GO): extracellular region
Molecular function (GO): lipase activity
Source: RefSeq, a predicted model, not a curated record